Messenger RNA from Phyllostomus discolor (pale spear-nosed bat), 1539 nucleotides. RefSeq names its product potassium voltage-gated channel subfamily A member 10 (gene KCNA10). The transcript has a single exon. Lineage: Eukaryota; Metazoa; Chordata; Mammalia; Chiroptera; Phyllostomidae. Gene Ontology annotation, molecular function: protein binding; delayed rectifier potassium channel activity. Gene Ontology annotation, cellular component: voltage-gated potassium channel complex; membrane. The record is from RefSeq and is a predicted model, not a curated record. The coding region runs from base 1 to 1539 and encodes 512 amino acids. Gene Ontology annotation, biological process: potassium ion transmembrane transport; protein homooligomerization.
AUGGAUGCGUGCGGCUGGAAGGAAAUGGAGGUCGCUCUGGUGGAUUUCGACAACGCGGACGAAAUCCAGGAACAGCCAGGCUACGCCACAGCCUUCAGCCCCACCGGCCCGAAAGGCCGGCCUGGGAGCAGCCCCUUCUCCAGCUGGAGGGUCCUCGUCAGCGACAGCAGCGGCCACGAGACGGCCUUCUGCAAGCUCCCCGGCGACUUGCCCGACCCCCCGGAGCCCGAGCCGGCAGCCAUGAACGAAGGGAACCAGAGGGUGAUCAUCAACAUCGCUGGGCUGAGGUUCGAGACCCAGCUCCGGACCCUCAGUCAGUUCCCGGAGACCCUGCUGGGGGACCGGGAGAAAAGGAUGCAGUUCUUCGACUCCAUGAGAAACGAGUAUUUCUUUGACAGGAACAGGCCCAGCUUUGACGGGAUCCUCUACUAUUACCAGUCGGGCGGGAAAAUCCGGCGCCCGGCCAACGUCCCCAUCGACGUCUUCGCAGAUGAGAUCACCUUCUACGAGCUGGGCAGCGAGGCCAUGGACGAGUUCCGGAACGACGAGGGCUUCAUCAAAGACCCCGAGAUACCGCUGCCCGCCAACGACUUCCACCGGCAGUUCUGGCUGCUCUUCGAGUACCCGGAGAGCUCCAGCGCGGCCCGCGGCGUGGCCACGGUCUCCGUGCUGGUGGUCAUCAUCUCCAUCACCAUCUUCUGCCUGGAGACGCUGCCCGAGUUCCGAGAGGACCGGGAGCUGAAGGCGGCGGCGAGGGAGCCCAGCCUCCACACCAACAGGACCGCCCUCUCCCACUCCCUGUUCACCGACCCCUUCUUCAUGGUGGAGUCCGUGUGCAUCUUCUGGUUCACCUUCGAGCUGGUGCUGCGGUUCGUGGUGUGCCCCAGCAAGACGGGCUUCUUCAAGAACAUCAUGAACCUCAUCGACAUCAUCUCCGUCAUCCCCUACUUCGCCACCGUCAUCACGGAGCUGGUGCAGGAGACGGAACCCACCGCCCAGCAGAACACGUCCCUGGCCAUCCUGCGGGUCAUCCGGCUGGUGCGGGUCUUCCGCAUCUUCAAGCUGUCCCGCCACUCCAAGGGGCUGCAGAUCCUGGGGCAGACGCUGAAGGCCUCCAUGCAGGAGCUGGGGCUGCUCAUCUUCUUCCUCUUCAUCGGGGUCAUCCUCUUCUCCAGCGCCGUCUACUUCGCCGAGGUGGACGAGCCGGAGUCCCACUUCUCCAGCAUCCCCGACGGCUUCUGGUGGGCGGUGGUCACCAUGACGACCGUGGGCUACGGCGACAUGUGCCCCACCACCGCGGGGGGCAAGAUCGUGGGCAUCCUGUGUGCCAUCGCCGGCGUCCUGACCAUCUCCCUCCCUGUGCCCGUCAUCGUCUCCAACUUCAACUACUUCUACCACCGGGAGACGGAAAAUGAGGAGAGGCAGAGCAUCCCGAAGCAGAUCAACAAAAUCCUCCACAGUGAGGAUUCCAGGAUGGGCAGCACCGGCUCCCUCAGCAAGACCAACGGCGGCUGCUCUGCGGAGAAGUCUGGGGAGUGA